This is a messenger RNA of Salarias fasciatus (jewelled blenny), 2779 nucleotides long. It is a transcript of the gene pgm3, whose product is annotated as phosphoglucomutase 3. Gene Ontology annotation, molecular function: magnesium ion binding; phosphoacetylglucosamine mutase activity. Lineage: Eukaryota; Metazoa; Chordata; Actinopteri; Blenniiformes; Blenniidae. The record is from RefSeq and is a predicted model, not a curated record. Gene Ontology annotation, biological process: hemopoiesis; carbohydrate metabolic process; UDP-N-acetylglucosamine biosynthetic process. Bases 68 to 1705 code for a protein of 545 amino acids. The transcript has 13 exons.
UUCAAGGGGAGAAACAGGAAGCGCCUUUCUCACGUCGACUCCACGCCUGCAGUUAAAGUAUAUCGUGAUGGCUGAGUUUCAGGAAGUGUUAAAGCAGUCUGCUCUCCACCCUAAGCCAGCCGGCCUGUGUCUGCAGUAUGGCACCGCUGGCUUCAGGACUAACGCCAAGCAGCUGGACCACAUUAUGUUCAGGAUGGGGAUGCUGGCCACCCUGCGCUCAAAAAAGACUCAAGCUACCAUCGGAGUCAUGGUGACUGCGUCUCACAACCCAGAGGAGGACAAUGGGGUGAAGCUGGUAGAUCCGAUGGGGGAGAUGUUGACACCAGCAUGGGAGGACUAUGCCACCCAGCUGGCAAACGCAGAGCAGGACGAUCUGGCUCGAGCUGUGAAGGAAGUCAUCCAGAAGGAGGCUAUAGAUAUGAGUCGGGAAGCCAACGUGUUUGUGGGAAAAGAUACCAGGAGCAGCAGUCCUGCUCUUUCCCAAGCAGUGAUAGAUGGAGUUUCUGCUCUCGGUGGCCACAGCAAAGACUACGGCUUGGUGACCACCCCACAGCUCCACUACAUGGUUUGGUGUCAGAACACAAAGGGUAAAUAUGGAGAGGCCACAGUGGAAGGGUACUACCGCAAACACUGCCAAGCUUAUGUUCAACUCACCAAAAAUGCUUCCAAUCGAACAGACGACCAGAAGCAUCUCUGUGUGGACGGUGCCAAUGGUAUUGGGGCACUGAAGGUCCGUGAGAUGGAGCAUCACUUGCAGAAAGGUCUGCAAAUUUCCCUCUUUAACGAUGGCAGCAAGGGAAAACUGAACCACCAGUGUGGGGCCGAUUUCGUCAAAGUGCAACAAAAACCUCCAGCAGACAUCGAGAUUAAUCCGGGAGAACGUUGCUGCUCCUUCGAUGGCGAUGCCGACCGUAUAGUUUAUUACUACACCGACUCUGACGGACGUUUCCACCUGCUGGAUGGAGAUAAGAUAGCAACUCUCAUCAGCACUUUUCUCAAAGAGCUGCUCACACAGGCAGGUCUUGACUUAAACAUAGCAGUGGUGCAAACUGCUUAUGCAAACGGAAGCUCAACACUGUAUUUGGAAAACACAAUGAAGGUGAUAGUGAAAUGCACUAAAACUGGAGUGAAGCAUCUUCAUCAUGAAGCUCAGAAGUUUGAUAUCGGCGUUUACUUCGAGGCCAACGGCCACGGAACUGUGUUGUUCAGUCAAGCUGCUGUAGAGAAAAUCCAGCAGCUCGCCGAGGAUGCCAACAGCGACGACACGAAGAAGAGAGCCGCUCUCCUGCUGCAGAGUACGGUCAACGUCAUCAAUCAGACUGUAGGAGAUGCAAUAUCCGACAUGCUACUGAUCGAAGCCAUAUUAGCUGUCCGAGGGAUGACAGUGCAGCAGUGGGACGCCAUGUACACGGACCUGCCCAACAGGCAGCUUAAAGUCAAGGUGUCAGACCGCAGAGUGAUAGACACGACAGACGCAGAGAGACGGGCAGUGAGCCCAGCAGGACUGCAGGACGCCAUCGACAGUCUGGUGAAGAAGUACAGACAGGCCCGCUCCUUCGUGAGGCCUUCCGGCACCGAGGACGUGGUUCGAGUUUACGCAGAAGCUGAAACUCAGGAGAGCGCCGAUGCCCUGGCACAUGAAGUCAGCCUGGCGGUGUAUCGGCUCGCCGGAGGAGUGGGUGAUGAACCCAAACCGCUACAGUAGAACACAUUAGGGACCUGUGCUUUUUCUAUGCAGUCACAGCUGAAAGAUUUUUCUACAUGUCUCAAUAGUCAAUGUUCUUUAAAAUGCAACGUUUUUACUUGAUGGUGAAUGUCUUUGAUACUGCUCUGUUUUCUUCUUUCUUUGUUUCUCUUACACUACAAUGAUAUGGAAGCCUCAUGAAGUUGAUGCUGUAGCUCAUGAAUAAUUCUGUGUGCUUGAAGGACUUUUCAUGAAUGAAAUAUGGCGCGGUUUUUAUAUAGCCACGCCACUGACACACUACCAGUAGACCCAGGGCCAUGCAAAGACUUUUGAUGGGACUGGUGUUCAAAGUUAAAACAGGGUACGUAUUAUAAUAACAAUAAUGCAUUGGUUUCAUAUUGCACCUUUUUUCAGGGAAGUCAAGGUGACUUUACAAUUAUUCAGUGACUGCAUGAUGGUGGUAGGGUACGUCUGUAGCUGCGGCUCCCAAUCUGUCCCAUCAACCACUCACUCUCCCAUCCAGGUACUGGCCAGGCCCGACCCCGCUUCGCUCCAGAGAGCUGACGGGAUCAGGCAUCAUCAUGGCGAUAUGACUUCACUCUAUACCUGCUUGAAUUUUAGCGACCCACAUUCAUAAAGAAUGUGACGUGGAAUCGCAGCUGUUGGAACUCAGCAGAACAAGUUGCUCAACUGUAAACUGAAAGAGGUACAUUAUUGGGGGGAUAUGAAUGAGUCCAUAUCCACAAAGCCAUAGUUCAAGCUGUGCAUUCAUUUAGGACAUAGGAAGGUCAGGUAUUAAGAUGAAUUGAGAUCAACAUCAGACACUGGACUGUUCAACUGUGGCUAUUCUUCCUGGAAUCUCGGCGUUCAAGUUUAAAUAUUGAAGGACAAUGAAAUGUUAUCCUGUAUUUAUUAACAGACGUGUGUUGUAUAUGUCAUUGUGCAAAUUGGAAGGGUGAACACUAAUAAUGGGACAAAGAGACAAGAAGAGGGGUGUCUUUGUGUGUGUAGCCACAAAUUUGCUCCAUGGUGCUGCUUCUUAAUCUGCUCUUUAUCAUUAAUAGUUCUCACUUGACAGUAAAUUGAUCCAUCUCU